Molecule: messenger RNA, 630 nt
Organism: Venustampulla echinocandica
Lineage: Eukaryota; Fungi; Ascomycota; Leotiomycetes; Helotiales; Pleuroascaceae
Exons: 2
Coding region: 1-630 (209 amino acids)
Biological process (GO): iron incorporation into metallo-sulfur cluster; intracellular iron ion homeostasis
Cellular component (GO): mitochondrion
Molecular function (GO): 2 iron, 2 sulfur cluster binding; ferrous iron binding; ferroxidase activity
Source: RefSeq, a predicted model, not a curated record
AUGGCGCGCGCCGCAUUUGCCAAGCUUGCAGAGCGUGUAUCACGCCAGGCCAAACCGUCCGUUGGACUCCGGGCAGUGUCAAGAUACAGUUCCCAUGGUCGCCGAUUCAACCUUCCGUCGUCCACCCACAGCCUCCAAGCAGGAAUAUUACCAAUCCUACUUCCCAGGUCCUUCUCUACGAGCAGACCAUCCCUUAAAGGUCUGUCCCCGGAAAGCGAGGAUCCACCUGCCCCGAGCAAAACUGAACCCAAUGCCACAGCUUCAGGACCGGCCGAUCUUACCAUUGAGCGGUUCCACGAGUUAAGCGAUGUGUAUCUGAACGCCCUCGUGGAAAAGCUUGAACUGCUGCAGGAGGAGACGGAGGAGGUGGAUUCUGAAUACAGCGCCGGUGUUCUCACAAUCACCUUUCCUCCCAAUGGAACAUAUGUUAUCAACAAGCAGCCCCCAAAUAAGCAAAUCUGGCUGUCGUCCCCGAUCUCCGGCCCGAAGCGGUACGAUUUCGUUAUGGCAAGUGAGGGACAGGAUGCGAAGGAGGGAACUGGGUCAGGGGACUGGGUGUAUUUACGUGAUGGCUCAACGUUGCAUGACCUCCUUCUGUCAGAGAUAGGCGUGGACAUGUCCGAACGAUAG